Globicephala melas (long-finned pilot whale) is the source of this 918-nucleotide messenger RNA. Its product is annotated as ribosomal RNA small subunit methyltransferase I-like. The record is from RefSeq and is a predicted model, not a curated record. Gene Ontology annotation, molecular function: methyltransferase activity. Lineage: Eukaryota; Metazoa; Chordata; Mammalia; Artiodactyla; Delphinidae.
AUGUCGCAGGAUUUUUUAACAUCGUUGCUUGAAAAACAAGAUUGGCCUACGGGGGCUUUGUACGUGAUUGCGACUCCUAUCGGGAAUUUAGGUGAUUUAACAUGGCGUGCUGCCUAUGCCUUGGACUUGAUGGACGUCGUGGCUGCAGAGGAUACGCGGGUUACAGCUCAAUUAUUGUCGAAUUAUGGCAUCAAAGUACCGUUAAUCGCCUAUCAUCAACAUAAUGAGGCGAGUAUGUCGGCAACGAUUCUUGAACGGCUUUCUCGUGGAGAACGCGUAGGUUUGGUGACGGAUGCGGGCUGUCCUUGUGUGAGUGAUCCGGGGGCAAAAGCGGUGCAGACGGUGUUGGACGCGGGAUAUCGCGUCAUUCCUUUACCGGGAGCGAGUGCGGUGGUUGCGGCGCUUAUGGCUACAGGGGUUGACGAAAUGCUCAACCCGCAAUUCUUUUUUGCUGGCUUUGUUCCCCCUAAAUCGAAAGCACGACUUGAUUUUUUAUCUCAAUAUGUCGGGGUCGAUUAUUCCGUUUUGAUGUAUGAGUCUCCUCAUCGUAUGCUAGAUACUGCGAAGGCGUUUCAAACCGUAUUUGAACCACAUCGUAUCGUGGUCGUUGCCCGAGAACUCACCAAACGUUUCGAACAAGUCGCGUCCAUGGCUGUAUCUGAAUUCGUGUCGUGGUUAUCCGAAGAUGCACAUCGUUUGCAAGGGGAAUUUGUUAUUCGUCUUAAACCGCUCAAAAAAACGCAGGGGGCGUUAGAUUCUCAAGUAUUGGAUGUUUUGAAGCGAUGUCUUCAUUAUUUAUCUACACGAGAAGCCAGUCGUUUAUGCAGUGAGUUGACGGGUCUGCCUAAAGAUGUUUUGUAUAAGGCGGCUUUAGAUUUAAAAGAAGAUAAACAAGACAAUUUUAUAAAAACCACGUAA